This is a messenger RNA of Alternaria atra, 2493 nucleotides long. RefSeq lists its product as uncharacterized. Gene Ontology annotation, cellular component: plasma membrane. NCBI's taxonomy places the organism in Eukaryota, Fungi, Ascomycota, Dothideomycetes, Pleosporales, Pleosporaceae. The record is from RefSeq and is a predicted model, not a curated record. The coding region runs from base 1 to 2493 and encodes 830 amino acids. Gene Ontology annotation, molecular function: calcium-activated cation channel activity. The transcript has 4 exons.
AUGAUCAAGGGCAACGAUAGUAUACCCAAUACUUGCAAAGACGGCAGCAAAGAUAUCUGGGGCAAAGACCGGCCGCGCGACAUCCACCUCCAACUCUCCAUCUCCUUCGCGCUUGGCAUAGGUGCAUUUCUGACAUUCUGCUUUCUCCGUCCACGAUGGAAGGGCCUCUACGCUGCACGCAAGAAGCAGAACGACCUCGCGACCUCGCUGCCCGAGCUUCCCGAUAGCCUUUUCGGUUGGAUUAUACCGCUAUGGAAGAUUACCGACGAACAGGUGCUGGCCUCGGCCGGCCUCGAUGCCUACGUAUACCUCGCCUUCUUCAAAAUGGCUAUCAAGUUUCUGCUUGUUACGCUGUUCUUCGCGCUGGCCGUCAUCAAGCCGGUGCAUGACACACAUCAAGAAAAGGAGGGAAAGAAAGCUCCGAUUCAUGGAGACCCCAGCUGGGACCGCAUCGAGAUAAGAAGUACGAUCUCUACAUUCGCAGCCGAAUACGAACAGUAUACCGACUAUCUAUGGAUGUAUCUCGUCUUUGUUUACCUUUUCACCGCUCUUAUACUAUACUUGAUUGUCUCGGAGACGAGGAGGAUCAUUGACAUCCGGCAAGAGUAUUUGGGGAGUCAGACAACCAUCACCGACCGAACCAUCCGAUUAUCGGGUAUCCCUAUUGAUCUCAGGUCGGAGGACAAGAUCAAGCACUUCAUUAUGGAUCUCGGCAUCGGCAAGGUUGAGAGUGUGACUCUCUGCAAGAACUGGAAAGAGCUCGACAGUAAAGUUAUCGAUAGACAAGCUGUCUUGCGGAAGCUGGAGGAAGCUUGGACUGUCUAUCUUGGAAGCCGCAGAGUGGAACGAAGCUUAGAGACUCUUCCGGUGGUCCAGCCACGUCCGCCACAACAUACUGAAAGUAGCGGCAACGACGAGAAUGAGACAAGCCAUUUCUUAAGCGACACAGAUCGGGACUCUGACUACACCACCCCUCAUGCUCAGCAGCGCCCGACAGCCAAGAUUUGGUACGGCCGCUUUAAGCUGCGAUACAAGAGAGUAGAUGCCAUUGACUAUUACGAAGAGAAGCUGCGCAGGAUCGACGACGAGAUCCGCACGCUGCGCAAGAAAGACUUCGAACCGACUCCGUUGGCUUUUGUGACCAUGGAUAGCGUCGCGAGUGCGCAAAUGGCCAUUCAGGCUGUGCUUGACCCUUCGCCACUACAACUCCUAGCUCACAAUAGCCCAGCACCACAAGACGUAGUCUGGUCGAACACUUAUCUAUCUCGUCGUCAAAGAAUGUUUCGAUCUUGGUCAAUCACGGUCGCCAUUGGCAUUCUGUCCGUUUUCUGGACAGUUCUGCUAGUACCCAUUGCUGGUGCUCUGAACACGUGCUCCAUUCAGGAGGUUUUUCCCGGCCUGGCAAAAGUGCUGCACGACAACAAAUUUGUAGAGUCCCUUGUCAAUACUCAGCUUCCCACAUUGGCACUCACUCUGAUCAACGUAGCUGUGCCUUUCUUGUACGACUGGCUCGCCAAUAAGCAGGGGAUGAUCUCACAAGGCGAUGUCGAGCUGUCAGUCAUCUCGAAGAACUUCUUCUUCGUUUUUUUCAACUUCUUCAUCCUCUUCACUAUACUGGGGACUGCUUCCAACUUCCUGACUAUGCUUGAGCGCUUCGCCGAGAAACUCACGAGCGCUACACAGAUUGCAUACGCCUUGGCAACGUCGCUCUCGAACCUAUUGGGCUUUUACACCAACUUCAUCAUCCUUCAAGCAUUCGGACUCUUCCCGUUCCGACUUAUGGAGUUUGGUGCCCUCUCUCUGUACCCGGUCUAUCUAAUUGGGGCCAAGACCCCCCGAGAUUACGCUGAACUGGUACAACCUCCGGUCUUCAGUUAUGGGUUCUUUUUGCCACAAACCAUUUUAAUCUUCAUCAUCUGUAUGGUUUACAGUGUGUUGAGAGACUCAUGGCAGGUUCUCCUUGUCGGCUUGGCCUAUUUCAUGAUCGGCCACUUCGUCCACAAGUAUCAACUCUUGUAUGCCAUGGAGCACCGACAACACUCAACUGGCAAGGGUUGGACAAUGAUGUGUGAUCGCGUUAUUGUCGGUGUCGUACUCUUCCAAGUUACUGUUGCCGGUCAACUGGCUCUAAAGAAGGCGUUCAAGCGGGCUGUUAUGGUAGCACCGCUAGUCGUCUGUACUUUGUGGUUUCUUGUUGUAUUUGCGCGCACCUAUCGACCACUGAUGAAGUUUAUCGCCCUGAGAAGCUUGCGAAGUCCGGAACAAUCGGAUCUUGGGCGCGACGUUCAGGAAGAAGCUGUCGUCAAUAGGCCACUUGGGCGGAGAACUGCAGGCAGACUUACUUUGGACGAAGCCCGAGAACGCGGUCUGCGAUUUGAGAAUCCCAGUCUUAUUAUGCCUUUGGACGAUGUGUGGCUACUUAACAGGCAUGGUAGACCCCAGAACGGAUCACAUGGAUCUGGGAUCAACGAUGCCAAUGGUAGCUGGGAGUAG